Molecule: messenger RNA, 2539 nt
Organism: Biomphalaria glabrata
Lineage: Eukaryota; Metazoa; Mollusca; Gastropoda; Planorbidae
Product: putative amine oxidase [copper-containing]
Exons: 17
Coding region: 79-2439 (786 amino acids)
Biological process (GO): amine metabolic process
Cellular component (GO): plasma membrane
Molecular function (GO): copper ion binding; quinone binding; primary methylamine oxidase activity
Source: RefSeq, a predicted model, not a curated record
UUGACUGCAAUGUACGUCUCUAUGAUCCAUGCUUGUAAUGAAAACACAUAACGGAAUGUUCCCAGCUUUUGAAUAACAAUGCGAACCAUGGCACCUACUCCUUUUUUAACGAUACUAAGUCUCUUAGCGUUGAUCUGUGGACAAUCAACUUCUCUUGCUGAAGAGAUUCCAGUGUGUGGAGAAGUCAACCCUAACGGAAACACCAUAGACUUAACAGAGCCUGUGACACCUGGUCCAUUCCAUGACCUAACUCUUGAUGAAAUGAGACAGUUGCGCACUUUCUUGGAGAAUGAUCCAGAGAUUAGAGCCGCUAAAUUUGGCAGUGAGUCUGUAAGUUCAAGUUAUAUCUACAUGGCCGAGCUCUUCCCACCCUCCAAAAAAGAGACAUUAAAAUAUUUGGACAGCAAAGGGCCUCAGCCUCCAAGACAGGCUCGUGUCAUGAUGUUCAGGGGGGAUAAGCAGCCUCCUGUUGUGGAAGAGUAUUCCUGCGGUCCACUGCCAAAUGUAAAGAAAUGUAAAUUAUUUCAGCAAACAGGCCGAAGAAAUCCAGUGGAGUUUUCUUUAAGACCAGUCAGUGAUAUGGAAUUUGUUGCAGUGUAUGACCUUCUGUUCUCAGUGGAAGAUACGAUCAAGCAACUUCUUGUUGAGAGUUAUGACGCCACGUUUUGCCAAGACACAGUUACUGACUGUAUUACUUUUAACUAUAUUCCGGUCGGAACCGGUUUACUAGGAGACAUCAACAAAAGGAGAAUGUGGAUGUUUGCUAUGUACAACGUACCUUAUUAUGCCAAUCACCCUGUCGACCUGGGCUUCUUUAUGAAUCUGGACGGCUCUGACGAGUCCAAAUGGAGUAUAGAGAAAAUCUGGUACGCUGGACAGCUCUACGCGACUGUGGAUGAGCUGAUGGAAGGCUACAACGCUGACAGAAUUCCUAAGUUGAAAUUAACCAGGCCCGUAGACAAUUCAACUCUCUUCUCAAGCUUGUAUCAGCGUGGUGAGCCAGUCCCUGAGAAACCACAAAGAGCUCCUCUACAGGUUGAACCUGAUGGGAAAAGAUAUUCAGUGAAAGACAGACAGGUCAAAUAUUUGGACUGGACUUUUAAUUUCCGAAUGUCGGCUCUCACUGGACCUGCUUUGUAUGACGUCAGAUUUAAAGGGGAGAGAAUCGCAUAUGAACUUAGCCUUGCAGAAAUUUCUGUGUUUUAUUCGGGUGCUGUCCCUUUGUCACAAAUAACAAACUAUGUAGACAGUGGAGUUCUCUUAGGCUCUCAUUCUAAAGCUUUGGUACCAGGUGGCGACUGUCCAGUACACUCUACUCUGGUGAACCAGUCAUUCUGGAGCCAGAAGACAGGGGAGCCUUCAGCUUUUGACGCAACCUUUUGUCUAUUUGAGCAAAACAAUAACUACCCGUUGAGACGACACUUAUCCUAUGAGGUCGGAGAAGGAUCCUUCUAUGGAGGUCUGCUGGACUCAGUACUCACACUCAGAUCGGCUCUUGUUAUUGGCAAUUACGAUUACAUUAUUGAUUUUAUUUUCCAUCACAAUGGAGUAGCUGAGGCCAGACUGAUGAGUACAGGUCACAUUCAGACAAGUUUCUACACCGACAAAGAAAGACCUUACGGCUUUCAGAUAGAGGAAAACAUCACAGGUGGUGUCCAUCAUCAUAUGGCCCAUUUCAAAGUGGACCUUGACGUUGGAGGCACUAGUAACCGAUUUGAAAGCCUGGACUUUGUUAUGGAACAAGUCAAAUUAACCCAAGACCCUAGUGUCACAUAUCAUCAGACGAGGUUUGUGUCAAACUUAAAGAGAACAGAAACCAAAUCGUUCAUUGACUACAAUUUUAGAACACCGAAAUAUUUGGUUGUACAUAACAACAACAAAAGGACAAAGUUUGGAGAGAUUAAAGCUUACAGAGUUCAGAUGAAUGGAAUGUCCUACAAUCUUCUUCCUAAAGAUAUUGGAAAUGAAAAAACGAUACCUUGGGCAAGGCAUCAGUUGGUGGUCACUAAACACAAGGACAAUGAACAAUGGUCAAGCUCUAACUUUGGCAUGUUCGACGGUUUGAAACCUGUAGCUGACUUUACAAAGUUCUACGCUGACGAUGAGAAUAUUGUGGACCAGGACCUGGUGUUGUGGAUCUCAGCCGGAAUGCAUCACAUCCCCCACACGGAAGACUUUCCCGUCACUCCAACAGUUGGGAACCAUCUGAGUUUUUUUCUUCUACCUUACAACUACUUUCCCGAGUGUCCGUCCAUGGGGUCACGUGACGCUAUGUAUAUCAAACACAUUGACCCACUGGAUCACAGCAAAGGAGUCUUUGUCAACAGAAACGGUAACUCACGCGAUCAAUGCAUCACGCCUAAAGUCACACUAGAAGAAGAUCUUUCGAAAAACCCAGAUCAAGUUCUUGAGACAAAUAGAGAAAGUUUUAUCUUAUAAUCUUAUUCCGCCAACAAAAUUGCUUUUUUUAUAUAUAUAGAGGCCUAUAAUUUACAGCUUUAAAUCUAUAAGACAUUAAAAUCUUAUUUUUUUUUCAAAU